GAUAGAAUCUAUUUGUUUUACUUUAGUGAAAGUCAUGGAGUUUGUUUUCAAAGUUGAAGCUUCUUUGUACCUUCCAUAGUGGUGGGCCAAUCUUGACUCCCUAUAUAUUCCCUGCUGGUUCAGCAGUACUGGUUGCUGUACCUCUGAACACUGCAAGUUUUAGAACUGAUGAUGUUGAAGAGGCAACUUCAGGAGGAGGAUAAGGAGGGUGGUUCUGGAUUUUCGGCUCGAGGAUCAACAAGAAGGCCUAACAUUAAUUGUUGGAGAAAUGUGAUCGGAGGGCGUUCGCCGGAUGAAUUUGCAUCUCUUCUCGAGCCUCUCUUUCGGAAAGUGGUUAGUGAGGAAGUGGAACGUGUGAUCUCGCGCUUUCAUGAUCCGCUGUCGAGAGCGCCGUCUAAUCCUGUUGGAACUUCUGAAGCAAGCAGUCUGCGACUGCAAUUUGUCAACAAAUUACCGGCAACCAUCUUCACUAGCAGUCAGAUAGAAGCCGAGGAUGGUACUCCUCUCAGGAUUGAACUAGUCGAUGGCAGGACAAAUGAUAGGGUUACAAGUGGGCCCCUAUCUUCGAUAAAGAUCGAAAUCGUUGUCCUUGAUGGCGAUUACGGGUCGGAUGAGGGAGAGGAUUGGACCGAGAAGGAAUUCAAUCGCAAUAUCACUCGCGAAAGGGAAGGGAAAAGGCCACUGAUAACAGGGGAGCUGACUGUGAUGAUGCAAGGAGGAAUUGGUUGCCUCCGUAAUUUAAUCAUCACCGACAACUCGAGCUGGAUGAGAAGUCGGAAAUUCAGGUUAGGAGCUCGAGCUGUUCAAAAGGUUUCUGCAGAAAUAAGAAUAAGGGAAGCAAGAAGUGAAAAUUUCGUCGUUAAAGAUCAUCGAGGAGAGCUGAACAAGAAGCACCACCCUCCAUCACUGAGCGACGAAGUAUGGCGUUUAGAGAAAGUAGCCAAAGAUGGCACUCUACAGAAGCGCAUGACUUCAAGAGGAAUCAACACUGUUCAAGAUUUCCUCCAGCUGUAUGAAGCCGAUGCGUCCUCUCUAAGAAAUAUACUUGGCAAUGGGAUCCCCAAGCGGACAUGGGAGACGAUUGUCAGACAUGCCAGCACCUGUGUGGUCAACGAUAACAAGAUGUACGCUUUCUACCAAGCUUCGAACAAGGCCAGUAUACUGUUCAAUUCGGUAAUGAAAGUUUCUCAAGUAACACUCAACGACCAAACUUAUCAGUCGCCAGACAAAUUGACCCGCUCUCAGAAGAUUUUGGUGCAGAACUUGAAAUGGCAAGCUUACAAUAACAAGAAUCAAUGGGUGCCGCUUGAUGCCCUACCCAGCAUCACUCCUCUGAGAGCCCUGACCAACUUGCCUACAGAGCCAUCAAUCGGCCUGAGCCUGCCUCUUCAUCAUCUAGAUUACACAGAGCUAAACCAAGAUAGACCAGAAGUGACUUCUGAAUUUAAUUACCUAUUGGCUUCAACAUCGCACUGCCAGAAUGUCACAGAGGACAAACAAUUAGGUUGUCUGGGGCCACAGAGUCAUAUCACAGCAAAAAUCUUUGAUCCGACCAUAGUAAACAGCUUAGCAAGUCAGGACUUUUUAUCCAGUUUUAAUGCUGGCGAAAGCAGUCAUCUUCCCGGUUACUCACAAGGACUGUUUGCGCCAAACAUCCAUUUGUCUCCUGAGGAGCUUUUCAAAGUGCCAUCUCCGAUUCCUGGCAAUUUGAUGUGGACACCGGACCAUACUUUCGUCAUUGAAUCAAGCAGCGGGGCAGAUUUCGGGAUCUGUUCAUCUCGCACGGGUUACGGAGUCCGCAAGUCUAGGUUUUCAAGGCCCAGGGCGGCAUGGUGCAAGAUCCGUGCCGUGGUGAAGUGGGGAUCAGUCCGGCGCCUCGUGGCUGCAAAGAGAACAGCAAUGUUCAAUUUUGCACUUUAUUAAGCUGUACACAUGGAAAGUCCUACCUCCAAGAGAACUUUAGGUGCUUCGGGAGCAUGAAGCUCUCGUCCACACAAUCCAAUCAUCACGUGCGAAGUAUCAUUAUUUUACAGAAAAUGAAAAAGGAAAAUCAUAAUACUUGACGAGUAAUGAUUGGUUUGGACGAAUGAGAAUGUCAUGUUCGGGGAGCACCAAAUUUCUCCAAAGCAUCUAAAGAUAAGCUGCCCUAGAUGCAUCAAUUUCGUAUUAUGACUAAGCAUCUAAGGAUAAGUGCCAGUAGAACGUGUCUCUUUUGUAUA
Molecule: messenger RNA, 2219 nt
Organism: Syzygium oleosum
Lineage: Eukaryota; Viridiplantae; Streptophyta; Magnoliopsida; Myrtales; Myrtaceae
Product: calmodulin-binding protein 60 B-like
Exons: 8
Coding region: 169-1923 (584 amino acids)
Biological process (GO): regulation of salicylic acid biosynthetic process
Cellular component (GO): nucleus
Molecular function (GO): calmodulin binding; DNA-binding transcription factor activity; sequence-specific DNA binding
Source: RefSeq, a predicted model, not a curated record